This is a messenger RNA of Miniopterus natalensis, 3240 nucleotides long. RefSeq names its product ephrin B1 (gene EFNB1). Gene Ontology annotation, biological process: axon guidance; ephrin receptor signaling pathway. Lineage: Eukaryota; Metazoa; Chordata; Mammalia; Chiroptera; Miniopteridae. The record is from RefSeq and is a predicted model, not a curated record. Gene Ontology annotation, cellular component: plasma membrane. Gene Ontology annotation, molecular function: ephrin receptor binding.
GAGCAAAGGAGUAGACAGCUCAGCAGUCACCGAGGGAGUCUAAGCGCGCUGGACAGCAGUGGGAGGUGUGUGAGGCGUGUGAGGCUCACAUUGGCCGCAGACCCUCGGGUGCAAUCGCCAGGGAGCGAGGACUCUGAGACGCGGCUACUGGGCCACCCUGCCGAGGCUUCAGAGGCACAAACUGAUGGGACUGGCUCGCACUGCUGCAUCUCCCUGCUCGUCUAAGUGCACUGAACGGUGGCCGCGUUGAAGAAGAAACUGUCGGGGGGCGCGGAGCCCGGAGUCCCAGUGUGGCCUGGAGGAACGGAACCCGUGUCAGGGCGACCCAGGCGGGAGCCCCCGGACCGCACUCGGGUUGUAGGGAGACUCCCACGUCUUCCGAGGGGCCCAGAUCCCUGGACGGUCAAGGCUUCGGGGAGGCAACAAAGUCCCCAGCAGGGAGACCGCGUUGGGGAAAGGGUGUGCAGUCCACAACAGUCUCCGAAAGCAGAGCGGAAUCGAGUGGGUGCACCCGGGGGCGUAGAGCCCCCAUCACGCCUAGUGCGGCGGAGAGGUCAGGGGAGCGAACCCUCGGAGGUCGCAGCCCCUGCUCGGGUUGGGGGCGACUGCCCAGUGAGUCCUCCUGGCCAGCCGGGAGGAGAAGAGCGACACCGAAGCCGGCAGGAGGGGAGCACUUCAAGGCCGGCAGCCGCGGAGGAUGGGAGCCUGAGCGCCUCAGAACGCAGAGCGGCAGGGGAAGACCAGGCGAGCUUUGCUGAGGAGGCGCCAGGGGAUCCCGAACUGCAGCCUGCCCCCGGGAAGAUGGCCCGGCCUGGGCAGCGUUGGCUCGGCAAGUGGCUUGUGGCGAUGGUCGUGUUGGCACUGUGCCGACUUGCCACGCCGCUGGCCAAGAACCUGGAGCCCGUGUCCUGGAGCUCCCUCAACCCCAAGUUCCUGAGUGGGAAGGGCCUGGUCAUCUACCCAAAGAUUGGAGACAAGCUGGACAUCAUCUGUCCCCGAGCAGAAGCAGGACGGCCCUACGAGUACUACAAGCUGUACCUGGUUCGGCCUGAGCAGGCAGCUGCCUGUAGCACUGUGCUUGACCCCAAUGUGCUGGUCACCUGCAAUCGGCCAGAGCAGGAAAUCCGCUUCACCAUCAAGUUCCAGGAGUUCAGCCCUAACUACAUGGGCCUGGAGUUCAAGAAGCACCAUGAUUACUACAUUACUUCUACAUCAAAUGGGAGCCUGGAGGGACUGGAGAACCGGGAAGGAGGUGUGUGCCGCACACGCACCAUGAAGAUCAUCAUGAAGGUCGGGCAAGAUCCCAAUGCUGUGACGCCUGAGCAGCUGACUACUAGACGGCCCAAAAAGGAGGAUGACAAUACUAUCAAGAUGGCCACGCAGGCCCCCGGUGGUCGGGGGUCCCUGGGUGACUCUGAUGGCAAGCAUGAGACUGUGAACCAGGAAGAGAAGAGUGGCUCAGGUGGGAGUGGAGGCAGCAGCGGGGACCCUGACAACUUCUUCAACUCCAAGGUGGCAUUGUUUGCAGCCGUUGGCGCUGGCUGUGUCAUCUUCCUGCUCAUCAUCAUAUUCCUGACGGUUCUGCUGCUAAAGCUGCGCAAGCGACACCGCAAGCACACGCAACAGCGGGCACCCGCCCUCUCACUCAGUACCCUGGCCAGUCCCAAGGGGGGCAGUGGCACGGCGGGCACGGAGCCCAGCGACAUCAUCAUCCCCUUACGGACUACAGAGAACAACUACUGCCCCCACUAUGAGAAGGUGAGUGGGGACUACGGGCACCCCGUCUACAUCGUCCAAGAGAUGCCACCCCAGAGCCCAGCGAACAUCUACUACAAGGUCUGAGAGCCCGGCGCAGCCUCAGGCCCUAAGGGACAGUCGGCGGGGACCACACCUCUCCUUUCUUCCCACGCCCUUCUCCUUACCAGCUGUGCCCACCUUUGUAUUUAGUUUUGUAGUUUCUUGGCUUUUAUAAUCCCCCUUUUGCCCUGCCCCUGGGCUUCAGAGGGGGUGCUCAUGCCCCUAGCCCCCAUGCUCUUGUGCCUUCCCCCUCUGACCAGGCCUCUGGGCUCUGCGGGGGUGCCCCUUCUUGGAGGGCAGGGUUGGACACUGAUGGACAAUAGGCAGGGAGACGCCACCCUAGCCCUCCCCUCCUCCCCCCUUUUCCCCCUUCCCAGGACUGCUUGUCCGCUAUCAUCACUGUUUUUAAUGUUUUUGUGUUCAUUUUUUAGCUGUCAACUCCUUUUCAUCUGUUUUUUUUGGAAGAAAAAUGGAAAAGGCAUCCUCUCCCCAGGCUUUCUGAGCCUGACUCAGCCUAGUAUAAAGGGCCAGGGGCAGGAUGUGGUCAGCCCAGAAGCAUAGGAUGGCAUUUCUUUUAUAAACUCCUUGUUAUUGGGGGUGGGGCCAACAAGGGCUGUUCUUGCCCAUGAGGGAAGACAACAGUGCCAUUGGGCAAGGUGUCUCACCCUCCCCUCCUGACCCUUCUGCUACAAAGCUGAUCUUGGCAAUGGGGUAGUAGCUGCCACCCUUACACACACACACACACACACACACAAAUCCCUUCCUUGUGGGAUUCUUGGGCAUCUCCUGCCUCCCUCACUCUCAAGGUAAUUAACGUCUUAAUUGGUUGUUGCCUGGGGAACAGGAGCGCUGCUGCAGGCAGAUGACCUCAUGGUGGGUGGAGGGAGGUGAGUUGCCCAGGUGGCUAUUUGCCCUGCACAGCUAGGAGUUCUCCCUUUUCCCCCCUCCCCCGCCCUGUUCUCUUCUCACCUUUGGCCCCUUUGGCCUGGUGGGGAGACAGAGGCCCAGGGCAGAUACCUAAGCGGGUAUAAGGCCAGGUAGCCUGCUCCUUUUUGGGGCUCUAGCACAGGUGGGUGACCCCCAACCCAGCUCUCAUUGGCCCCCCAAUCUUGGGCUGGGGCUGGAAAGAGAAAGAGGCUGCCCAGGGCUGAGCCAGCAUGCCGUGCACGUUGACCCUGGCUCCUGGACAGCACGGCUGCUAACAGGGCUGCUAACGGACUGCCACUUGAGUGUGCCUUGCAGGUGCUCCCAGAGUGGCCAUGGAAGGAGCUGGGCCUUACACCAUCCACCUCCACACUGCCUCCUGGCCAGCUGCCUACCCCAGUGCCAGGUGGGAGAGAGGGAGCAGAACAGCCAGCCCCUUCCAGGUGGCAGUCGGAAGGGUUUUUUCGUUUUUGUUUCUGUUGCCAUUUGUGUAAAUACUAGUCUUUUUUGGAAAAAAAA